AUGCUGCUGUUGGAUAACAACCGGUUUCAGCGCACGUUUAAAAACUUGGGCUGUGCGGGAACAGGGACGUUCGGGAAGGUUUACAAAGCAAGGCACCGGUUUGAGCCUGGCGACUUGUUUUACGCGAUCAAAGUUAUCCGGACGAAUCUUGACGGCUUGGCGGACAUUCACGAGAUAGGGCUGGUGCAUCGUGACAUCAAGCCGGAAAACUUGCUCUUCGAUAACGACGUGCUAAAGAUCGUCGACUUCGGACUGAGCAACUGA
Molecule: messenger RNA, 264 nt
Organism: Dermatophagoides pteronyssinus (European house dust mite)
Lineage: Eukaryota; Metazoa; Arthropoda; Arachnida; Sarcoptiformes; Pyroglyphidae
Product: calcium/calmodulin-dependent serine/threonine-protein kinase-like
Source: RefSeq, a predicted model, not a curated record